CACAUAUAUACGUAUCACUAAACACACACACUCAUGUCAUAUCUCUGGUCCUCAUCUAUAUAAAUAUAUCAUUAAUUGUUUAUAUAUAUAAUAACUCGCCCUCGGAUUUUCUUUGCCACCACCAUUCCAUAUUUUCCAUCUCCCUUUUUUCAUCUCUCUCUCUCUCUCUCUAAAGUAAAGCUCAAAAGCAACAGGCAUGGGUGGCGCCGACGAGGAGUGGGUCAAAGCCGCCAUGACAGACGACACGAUGGUGGUGGAGCUCCUGGUGCGCCUCCACGGCGCCGUGGCGGCGGCGGCGCCACCGCCGCCGUCGGCUUUCCCACUGGAGUGGAGCGUCCGCCAGAGGCGGUCAAGGUCCGUCACGAAGAAGCUAGCUCGAGCUAGCCCCAGCACGCCGCUGUGGUGGAGCGGCGGCACCUCCCUCAGCGGGGGAUCUGGCGGCGCUGGUGCCGGUGGCUCCGAGGAGUCGAGCCGCCCACACAGCCAGAAACUCUGCGCCGACGCGAGAUCUAAGCUCAAUGGCAAUAGUGAGAAAGCCGUCUCAAAGAGGUCAAGAAAGAAGAAGACCUUAACGGAACUAAAAGACGAAGAGAACUCAUUGCUAAAGGAGAGAAGAGACUUGAAGAGGGGAAUUGCUGCGUUACGUGUAAAUUUGGAGAAACAAAUAGCUAAAAAUGAGAACUUGAAGAGAAUAAAGAUUGAGUUGCAGCCCCAACUUGAUAGAGAAGCGGCAUCUGCAACCGAGGAAUCAGUUUCAGACAACCGGCUGCAUCCAGCCGGUCACCCCAUCACGCCACCACUAAUCCCAGACAAUGCUGUGGCACUAGAAUCAAAUGACUGCCCAAAAGAUACCACAUCCAGUCCUGCUUUCGUGCUUCCCGAUCUAAAUAUGCCCUUCGAGGACCCCUGCCCUGAUAUAGUCUGUGGCAUCAGCUAAACCGAGCAGUAAGACUCUACUCCCCUACUAAGCCAGACCAAAAAUAUAACAAGUGACACCUAUACUAAAUAAGGGCUAACCUUGCUUUAGGACAAAGUUUAAUGUAACUGUAUGAUAGUGCCAAUCAACCAAUACAUGUUUGACCAACGUUUUAUAAGUGUCUUGUAGUAGUUAGGAUCUAUUCUUUUCUUUUUUCUUUUUUUGGUUAACUUAUGACUGAAAAGUGCUGAGGGUUAGUUUAGAGAUCACAACUCGUGUUACGCAGCCAUUUUUUUUUUUUUUUUUUCGUUUCUGUAAUUUCCUUUACUGCUGUGUAGAACAUCCACGUCCCCUGUCUCCGCUCCAUCUAAAGGAGAUGAGAUGUAAACAUCUCAUGUAAUAGUUAGAUAUGCAUAGGUUGUCUUUUCCUAGGCAACACUUUGGGGCAGAUUACUCACUUAUGUUGUCUUUACUAAUGAGAUCGUAGCCCUCUUGAAGUAAAAUUUAGAUCCAAGAGAGAUGUAUAUGGUUGGACAAGAAUAUUUUCAAUUUGUAGCUCUUUUUCUUUACUCAAA
Messenger RNA from Salvia miltiorrhiza (redroot sage), 1491 nucleotides. RefSeq lists its product as uncharacterized. The transcript has 5 exons. The record is from RefSeq and is a predicted model, not a curated record. Lineage: Eukaryota; Viridiplantae; Streptophyta; Magnoliopsida; Lamiales; Lamiaceae. Bases 197 to 937 code for a protein of 246 amino acids.